UAGAUGUAAUAAAGUUUCGCUUAUUUUUUUUUUAAAUAAUAUAUUAAAAUUAAAAAAAUAAUUAAAAUAAUACUAUGGGUGUCAUAUACUGUGCGUGAGAAUACAGUGUUUAUUUAAUAUCAAUAAAUUUGGACUUAAGUUAUUAUCAUGUUCGCGAAUCUUAUUUUUAAUUGGCGAUGCUGGUGCUUGAUAGUAUGUUCAAUAUCGUUAUCGGCAGCAUAUCGCAAUCCGUAUUUCCGUCGAUCACCUAAUAUCCUUUUCUUUAUGGUCGACGAUAUGGGAUGGCGGGACUUAUCGUUGCACGGCUCGAAUCAGAUACUGACUCCGAACCUCGACCGUAUGGCAUACCAGAGCGUAGUACUGCAGAGUUACUACAGCGAAGCCAUAUGCACGCCCGCACGCACCGCCCUACUCACUGGCGUCUACCCUAGUAAACUUGGAAUGCACGGCAUGCCGUUGUAUAACUCAGAAGAUAGAGGCAUUCCUCUGACGGAGAGGCUUUUGCCCUCCUACUUGAAGGAGCUAGGCUAUGCGACGCAUUUGGUUGGAAAAUGGCAUGUGGGUAUGUCGAAAAAAGAAUAUCUACCCACGUCAAGAGGAUACGAUUCUCACUACGGAAUGAGAGGUGGAUUCAUCGAUUAUUACACUUAUAAUAAAGUAGAAACUUGGCCUAACGGACGUUUAUUGUUCGGCUUAGAUCUUUUUAACAACGACAAACCUCAGGAAGAAGAGCAACGUUAUAUCGUAGAUGCACUCACAGACAGGGCAGUUAAUGUGAUCAGACAACACAACUCUUCAAGUCCAUUAUUCCUUCACAUCACACACAACGCGCCACACGCUGGCAAUGGAGGCGGCGCUCUCCAGCCCCCCUUGUAUUCCUCAAUCAAACAUCAACACAUUGCUAACUCUGAUCGGCGACUAUAUGCAGAAAUAGUGUCGCACAUCGAUCAAAGCUUUGGAGAAGUAGUCAGGGCUCUUUCAGAAAACGGUAUGCUAGAGGAUACCAUAAUUAUAUUCGCAUCAGAUAAUGGCGCCCCAACUACAGGAGAAUUUUCCAAUUGGGGAAUUAAUUUACCUUUUAGAGGAAAGAAAAAUACUCCUUGGGAAGGAGCGGUGAGAGUGCCAGCUUUUGUUUGGCAUUCGUCGUUCACACCUACAGUAUGGAAAGGUCUAAUGCAUAUAACAGAUUGGCUCCCAACUUUACUGGCUGCAGCUGGAGGAAAGGUUGAUAAAAAGAUCGACGGCGUCAACCAAUGGGAAUCGAUUAUUCGGAAUUCAAAUUCUCAAAGAAAUGAGGUUUUAAUAGCUGUUGAAGACAGUAGCAGAAAUAUCUACGGUGCAUACAGAUCAGGGGAUUACAAAAUUGUCAUUGGUAACGUAACUGGCGUAAGUAACGACUACUACGGAGAAGAAUUUUUAGCUAUUAAAGGAAAAGAGCCAGAAUAUUUACCGAGUUUAAGAUCUUGCGUAGUAUCAAGAAUAUUUGAUAGGAUGGGAAUAUAUAGACAAAACGAAGACAUAUUGGCAAUGAGAAGAGCUACUACAAUAAAUGCACAGGGUCCAUUUACGAACGUAACUUUGUGCAUACCGACGCUGACUCGAGGAUGCCUUUACAAUGUUCGAGAAGAUCCAGGUGAAAGAAAUGAUUUAUGGCAGAGAGAAAACAGUAUCGCCACGAGACUAAUCAAUAGGCUAAGAGAACUUUGGGCGAUGCAGCUGAGACGGGGCCCGCCUGCUUUGAGUGCAGCCUCGGAUCCUGCUAACUUUAAUUAUAUUUGGAUGCCGUGGAUUAAAAGUAACUGUACAACUGUAGCAACAACACCAGAUAAUUCUAAUAAAAACACUAUUUCGUAUAUAAAUUUAGAUGACGGGAAAAGAACUGAAGUUAAAAAUUUAACACUUUCAGCAGUAGUCAAUUGCGAGGGUACAACUAUACUUAAAAACUUUUUCUGUAUCUUAAGAAGUGUUUUCUAGUACAAUUAUUUUAAGUUUUUGUUGAUUAGUACAAUAUGUAAAGUAACAUAAAUAGAAAUGUAUUCUUACAGUUUUCUUUAAAAUCCAUCAGGAUUUUGACUUUGUUAAGUAAGGAAUUAAUAUUAUAGGAAUAUUACAUUUAUUUGUGAGAUUGACACACAAUUUAUACAAAACCUCCUUAAUAGUUUCUUGCCGAUUCGGAAACGUCUUUUCCUAUUGUUUGGUACUACUGCACCGAGGGCGGGGCAGCAGUGCGGGGGACAACCUUACAGACCCCACUCGCCGCCCCUUCAUCUUUGCAUCUACCAGUUGCGCCACGCCAUUCCGCCCGACGACAUCCAAAUCAAAUCAUAUUUGCUUUCAUAGUCAUUUGGCAUUACAAUCAUCCGCCAGAACCAGUAUUUCAUUACAUCAUCAUACUGUCCACUCGCUCAACAUAUGGUCCUUCAACCGGCAAAGAAAGAAGAAAAUACACCAAGAGUCUUCGUGACAUACUGUCCACUCGCUCAACACCUAUUCUAGAAAAAUUUAUGUGUAAUUGUGAAUAAUAGUGUAUUCAUCUUUUCUCCUAGUGAUUUAAAUACUAUCAUUGUAAGAGAGGCUAGCCCUCCCUACAGUAUCCUAAUUUAUAAAAAAUAUUCUUUUAAAUUAAACAAUAGAAAGCAAGGUUCGAUAAUAAAAAUAUGUAAAUACAAUUAUUUCUACUUUCCAUUUAUUCCUCAACUUGUUUCUGUACUUUUAUGACAUAUGUAAAUUAAAGAAUACAAGUACAAAAAAAAGGUUUGAUAUUUCCAUGUUUGUGUGACAUUUAAAUAUUUAUUGCAUAA
Molecule: messenger RNA, 2801 nt
Organism: Papilio xuthus (Asian swallowtail)
Lineage: Eukaryota; Metazoa; Arthropoda; Insecta; Lepidoptera; Papilionidae
Product: arylsulfatase B
Exons: 8
Coding region: 148-1974 (608 amino acids)
Molecular function (GO): sulfuric ester hydrolase activity
Source: RefSeq, a predicted model, not a curated record